CCGAAUAAAAAGAAAUGAUAGAGCGGUGUAAAGUUUGAAGGAAGAAAUAGAGUUUGAGUGUGAAGGAGCAGCGAGGUGUGGAUAAAGAAAAAAGGACAUAAUCCAGUCGACGUAGUACUUCCCUUCUCCAUUCAAACCAUACCUUUCUUCUUCCUCAACCACAUCCUUCUAAUACUUGUUUACCUUGUCCCUUCCCCCCCCAAAUGGACCAGCCAUGUCUAUGAAUAUUGCUUCUCCUUCCCCUUGUUCUUCUUCCUCCUCAUUUCCCUCCGCUCUCCGCUGGCUCUCUCUCCUUCCUCUACAGCCUUCACCCUCCACCUCCACUACUUCCUCUAAGCCCGCGCGUCCCUUUUCUUUGCGAGCUCAACCCACCGCUACCGAUUUAUCUCUCCCUAGUGAUAAAAAGACCAACGAUGAUCAGACACUUCUUUCACUCCUCCGCCAAAGGAAAACCGAACAAGCUUGGACCCUUUACUCUCAAUCCCCUCACCUCCCCACCCCUACUUGCUUAAGCCGCUUAGUUGCUCAACUCUCUUACCAAGCCACUCCUCAAUCUCUCGCACGCGCUCGUACUAUCAUCACCCGCCUUCGCAAUGAACGCCAGCUGCACCGUCUCGACGCCAACUCCCUCGGCCUCCUCGCAUCGGCCUCCGCGAAAUCCGGCCAUACCCUUUAUGCCUCUUCGCUCAUCAAGUCCAUGCUUCGCUCUGGUUACCUACCCCACGUCAAAGCAUGGAGCGCUGUCGUUUCGCGGCUCUCUACCGAGUCACCCUCUGAGUCGAUAAGCCUUUUUGACUCCGUGACUCGCCGCGUCAGGCGUUUCGCGGAUCCUUCAAUUGUUGCUGAUUCCAAACCUGACACGGCUGCCUAUAAUGCUGUGCUUAACGCUUGUGCUAAUUUGGGGGACAAAAGUAAGUUUUUGAAACUGUUCGAUGAAAUGCAUGAAUGGGGCUGCGAACCUGAUGUUUUAACAUAUAAUGUCAUGAUAAAGUUGUGUGCUAGAGCUGAUAGGAAAGAUUUGCUUGUGUUUGUGCUGGAGAGGAUUAUUGAGAGAGGAAUACGUUUUUGUAUGACUACUCUGCAUUCCCUCGUUGCUGCUUAUGUUGGAUUUGAUGAUCUUGAAACGGCUGAGAAAAUUGUUCAAGCUAUGAGGGAAGGAAGGAAUGAUCUUUGUAAGAUUCUCCGAGAUGCAAAUUUGGAAGAUUUAAAACAAGCCAAGGAAGAUGAUGACUAUGACGACUACGACCUGGAGGAUGAAAAGGAGGAAGAUAUGGAAGAUUUGAGUAAAAGAAAGAUAGAUGAUGUAGUAUUUGAGAAGUUGCUCCCUAAUUUGAUUGAGCCGAGCAGCGAACCGCUUUUAUUGCCGAAAGUGUAUGCACCGAAUUCUAGGAUUUAUACGACACUAAUGAAAGGUUAUAUGAAGGCAGGUAGAGUUACUGACACGGUGAGAACUUUAGAGGCGAUGAGGCAUCAAGAUGAUAAGGCUAGUCAUCCUGACCAUGUUACAUACACAACAGUUGUUUCUGCAUUUGUUAAGGCUGGAUUGAUGGAUAGAGCGCGAGAAGUGCUAGCUGAAAUGACAAGAAUUCGUGUGCCUGCGAAUCGGAUUACUUACAAUAUUCUUCUCAAGGGUUACUGCCAGCAGUUGCAAAUAGACAAGGCAAAGGAGCUGCUAAGGGAGAUGGCUGAUGAUGCAGGGAUUAAGCCUGAUGUGGUUUCAUAUAAUAUAUUGAUUGAUGGGUGCAUAUUGAUCGACGACAGUGCUGGAGCACUUGUGUUCUUCAAUAAGAUGCGAGAGCAAGGAAUCACUCCCACGAAGAUCAGUUACACUACAUUGAUGAAAGCUUUUGCUUUGUCAGGUCAACCGAAGUUAGCUAACAAGGUUUUCGAUGAGAUGCUUAGAGAUCCACGGGUAAAAGUUGAUUUGGUUGCUUGGAAUAUGUUGGUGGAGGGAUAUUGUAGAUUGGGACUGGUUGAAGAAGCAAAGAAAGUCAUCCAGAGAAUGAAGGAAAACGGGUUUUACCCUAACGUUGCUACUUAUGGUAGUCUAGUAAAUGGGAUUGCAGUGGCUAGAAAACCAGGGGAAGCACUGUUGCUUUGGAAAGAGAUAAAGGAAAGGUGUGAGAUGAAGGAGGAAGGCAAGAGCUCAUACUCCGAUUCCCCUCCGCCAUUGAAACCAGAUGAAGGUCUGUUAGAUAGUUUGGCAGAUAUAUGUGUUAGGGCUGCUUUCUUCAAGAAGGCAUUAGAGAUAGUGGCUUGCAUGGAAGAGAAUGGCAUACCACCAAAUAAGACAAAGUACAAGAAAAUCUAUGUAGAGAUGCAUUCAAGGAUGUUUACUAGCAAACAUGCUUCACAAGCGAGGCAGGAUAGGAGGAUUGAAAAGAAGAGAGCGGCUGAGGCAUUCAAGUUCUGGUUGGGUUUGCCCAAUUCUUAUUACGGGAGUGAGUGGGAAUAUGAACCUCCUCAAAGAUGAUUAUAUUUAUGCCUCUGGCUCAGGGUCUAUAAAAACAACACCAACAUUGAUCUAUACUUAUAUAGCAAAUUGUAACAAGGUUAGUGUAACUAUAAAUUGCAAAAGCAAAAUAGAGUCUCGUGGUGCUUCAUGUAAUGAAUUGAAUGCUUCCUUCACUACGUAGUAAAUUGUAACAAGUUUAAUGCUACUAUAUAUUGCAAAUGCAACAUAAUCAGUCCAUUGAUGUUGAA
Molecule: messenger RNA, 2703 nt
Organism: Gossypium raimondii (Peruvian cotton)
Lineage: Eukaryota; Viridiplantae; Streptophyta; Magnoliopsida; Malvales; Malvaceae
Product: pentatricopeptide repeat-containing protein At3g09650, chloroplastic
Exons: 1
Coding region: 215-2473 (752 amino acids)
Molecular function (GO): protein binding
Source: RefSeq, a predicted model, not a curated record